Eimeria tenella is the source of this 2895-nucleotide messenger RNA. RefSeq lists its product as uncharacterized. Bases 1 to 2895 code for a protein of 964 amino acids. Gene Ontology annotation, biological process: endosomal transport; endosome to lysosome transport; regulation of autophagosome maturation. Gene Ontology annotation, cellular component: endolysosome membrane; late endosome. The transcript is spliced from 13 exons. The record is from RefSeq and is a predicted model, not a curated record. NCBI's taxonomy places the organism in Eukaryota, Apicomplexa, Conoidasida, Eucoccidiorida, Eimeriidae.
AUGUGGUUUUGGGGGGGAGCUUCGAGCGCUUUACCGCCGAAGGACUUGACGGACGUUUCUACACAGGACUUUUACUCCGCAGAUCGGCUGUUGAAUCUGCUGGAUUCGCUGCCGUCACUUGACUCCAUCGAUGAAAGAAACCGGGAUACCACUAUCGAGACUCUGCGCCAGGUGGCGGAGGUGCUCGUGUGGGGAGAACAACACAAUCGGGGGUACUUCGACAUCUUCUGCGAGCAGAAUGUCUUAUCAUAUUUUGUUGGCUUGGCCGAGCAACAGACGGUACCCAGUGCCGUCAAGGUGCAGCUCCUUCAGAGUCUAAGCAUCAUCGUGCAAAGCAUUAACAAAGAAACGGCAGUUUAUUACAUGUUCAGCAACAAUUACAUUAAUUCGCUGCUGAGCACGAGAUUCGACUUCGACGAUGAAGAAGUCGUGAGUUGGUACGUGUCGUUCAUCAAAAGCCUUUCGCUCCUCGUCAAUCCCGCUACAAUCAAGCUAUUCUUGAAUGAGAGGGCAAAACACUUCCCCAUCUACAGUGAAUCGGUCAAGUUCUUCUUAGCAAAGGAUUCUAUGGAUCCUGGGUUGCGCGCGUUUGUUGCUGAAAGGCCUAUUUUUUUUUCACACGUUGCCUGCUACCUGCGAGAGCUGUUGGAUGAUCAGUGUUCGCGCCUUGCAACCAACCGCGGUCCCUCUUUAGAUCGCAGCACCGAAGAUGGAGCGCUAGAAGUGGAAGAGAUGCUUUUUUAUGUUCAAGAUAUUUUCAGCCUUGGAGCUGAGGAAUUUUCAAAUCUCCUUGCAGAGCGCCUGCUUGUGCACUGCUACCUUCCACUGAUAGGUAUGCUUAGAUCGCAUGAUGACGGAGAAAAUGAAGGGAAGAAGUGGAGUCUCGACGAAGCGGGGACAGGCGCAAGUGAAACGCCCGAUGAAGGCGUAGAAUUUUCUGGCAGCAGUGACGAACCUUCGCGUAUUGGUUCCCCAGUGCACACAACCGAUGAUGACAGUUCAGUACAAUCCGACAAACGUCUGGAGCAGGGGUGGAUGUGGGGGUGGACUACUCCCGAGAAUUUAAAGGACACACGCAAUCUCAGUGGCUCACCAGACCAUUCGGGAGCCAAAGGGCAGAAUUCUUCACCCAGGCGAACCGUCGAUAUCAGUAAAUCGUGGAGGGCUCGAGCGGCAGAGGCAGUGUCUAGGAGGUUAGGGGAAACAAUGCUGCAAGGCAAAGUGGAUAGCAUGCCAGCUAUGACAGACGGAAGCAGUAAAGCAACUCCCUCUCAAGCGGUCGGCGAGGAGUCACAUCUGCUGAAUCUGUCAGGGAGCAACGCUAACCAUAACUUGGUGCAGCGCCUCAUUUUGUUCUUUCUGAUCCAGACAUUCAAUUGCAUUCAGAGUGAAAAGUUGCUUCGCCCACUUGUAGCCUGCCUGCUCAUUCGGUGGGUGCCGAAGCCGUUGUACGUCCUGCUAAUGGCCAAGGCACCACCUACUUCGGAGGCCUACAACAAUUUGCGAAAUCCCACUCAGUGUGCCGGUCAUAUUGAUUGUUUCCUCCCAACUCAAGAACAGUCCAUUAGCGAUGAUGCUAAAGGAGAAAGGUCUAAGGUUGAAGUGCAGGGUGAGGACACAAACCUAUUUACUUCAAGCAGCCAGGCAACCAGCGAGGCAUCCUCACCAGCCACGCGUGACAGCGGUGUGGAGUUGUCUACGCUUUCACUUGAAGAUAGGCUUAAGCUUCUGAAGAGCUCAAUGCACGCUUUGGAUGAGCUUGACCGCACUGAAGGAUUAAGCAACAAGGAAGCAUUGUGUCGUCAGAACGAGGAUCGUCAACAUUGUGGUGUCAGCCACGUUGCGGAAUCUGUCAAUACGGCGAAGGAUGAAUGCCCCAGCAGAUGGUGUCCCAAUCCUAUUCAACAGCAUUUGCUGACACUGCUCGACGGUUGCGAGUUCGCAAAGAAGCAGUGCGAUGUUUGCUUUCUAGUGCUUGGUAUUUUACUGCAAUCCAUUACGCGCAGUCCAUGUACUACAGCGGGGAUACUCAUGCAUGCAUCCAUGAUACCAAGGAUGGGUGCUAACGAGCUAUCGCGCACGCAGAAGUCGCGUACGCGGUUGAAUAGUGAACCAGAACCAUCAGCGCCUGAUCUUCUCUUGAAAGAGAAUGAUAAUAAGCAUCAAAAUCAACCAUUGGACGAGGAAAAAAGUUUGCAUUGGGGAAUUGAACGCACAGAUAUCGGCAAAAUGAGCUGGCAUUUCACGGCACAGAUGCUUGAUGCCAUUCAUGCUCAUCUAGCAAAUCCCCUAUUGCGCCCAAUCACACUCAGGGUUGUUCUUUCAGUGCUUACCACUCUUAUAACAGAGCACAUCCUGAAGGUUCAGAAUGUGGAGUACAAAACCAGGUGCUUGGAGAUGCUCGUCGACCGAGCGCUGAAGUUGAGGCAUGCAGCAGCCGUGGCUACAAAACUCUGUCUCUCUGCUCUGUCGGACGGUCACACGAUCGACGUUUUCUGGGACGAAUGGGAGGUACAUAGGGUGGGGUUCCUGACGGACUCUUUUUUCUCACGCGACUUCCGUAUUCUUAUGUCUCCCCAAGGUUCACAAGCAGGAACUAAUACAUUCCCUCCCUAUCUGCUCGUGGCUAUGACAGAUCAGGAGAUUGAACGGCGAUCUAUUCAGGUCUUCCUCGUUUUGAGACGCCUGCAUCGAGACCUAUCUACGAUUUUGAAUUCUAUCAGGACAAGGCCCGAUGAUGCCGAUGCCGUGGCGUGUGAAGCUUCGUCGAUUCUCUAUGGCAUGUCUUCUGAGCCAAAUCCUUUUGAAAGCGAAGAUAACGGAGACCAGGUUCUUCAGGUUGAUGACUCUAAGAUGUUGACACCGAUGUCUACAUCUAGUCAGUUUUCACACUAG